AUGGCCCCCGCUGAACCUCCAAUGCAGAAGCCAGCCGGUCUUGACAAAGGCCUCCACUUGUUCUGGGGCUCCGGUUCUCCUUUUGCGCGAAGGGCCCAGAUGGCCGUAUUGGAAAAAGGUCUGCCUUGCAAUUACAUCAAAAUGGAGUUCUCAAGAGGAGAUACACGCACCCCUUGGUUUAAAGAACUUACUGUUCGCCAUCAGGUUCCUACGUUGAUUCAUGAUGGCGUUGUCGUCAAUGAAUCUGUAGCCAUCCUCGAAUACCUUGAACGGCAUGGUGGUGGCAACCCACUGUUGCCUGCAGACCGAAAGUUACAAGCCAGAGCCCUCAGUCUCCUUCAUGAAGUUGACUCAAACUUGGGCAAGGCCAAUGGCGAGCUCAACGCUCGAACCCUCUUUGCUAAAGAGUCUGAAAAGUUUACAAAGGAGCAAGUCGAAGAAUCGGCAAAAAAGGUCUAUGAUGAGCUAGACGUCUGGGAAGGUCAUUUGACUACCAACGCCAAGUCUUACAAGGGUGGUUGGUUUGUGGGUGACAAAGUCUCUGUUGUGGACAUAUCUCUGUAUCCCUACAUCUCAAACUAUACUGAACGUUUGGGUUUAAAAUUGGUGCCCAGAUGGAGCCGACUUGACAAAUGGAACUCGCAGAUGAGCGAGAAGCCAAGUGCUCAAGCUUCAAAACCACCUCACUGGGCAGACAGCCCACCACCAAAAUCCCCGUUCAAAUGGUUUGAUAUGGCAUAA
Synchytrium microbalum is the source of this 741-nucleotide messenger RNA. RefSeq lists its product as uncharacterized. The transcript is spliced from 5 exons. The coding region runs from base 1 to 741 and encodes 246 amino acids. The record is from RefSeq and is a predicted model, not a curated record. NCBI's taxonomy places the organism in Eukaryota, Fungi, Chytridiomycota, Chytridiomycetes, Synchytriales, Synchytriaceae.